Messenger RNA from Papaver somniferum (opium poppy), 1752 nucleotides. RefSeq lists its product as uncharacterized. The transcript has 15 exons. The record is from RefSeq and is a predicted model, not a curated record. Lineage: Eukaryota; Viridiplantae; Streptophyta; Magnoliopsida; Ranunculales; Papaveraceae. Bases 234 to 1460 code for a protein of 408 amino acids.
CACUGCUGUCGCACAAGAAGUUGCCUCAGGGGAUAAAGCAUUUAUAGUCGAUAGCUAUUUUCUUGGGAUAUUUUUAUCCAAAACGGCUGAACAUUUCCGGUAUAUUAUUAUUAUCCUAUUGACCCGUCAAAGGUAUAAAUGUUGAAAUUUCAAUCAUAAAAGUCCAGUCUGGCGUGUUGUUAAGUUCAUCGUUGAAUCCAAAUAAUAGUGAAACAAAGGAAGAAAGAUUAUAAAUGAGUUUCCCGCUUAAAAAACUUCCGAUCUCUUCCGAAACCCUAACUCUACCUAGACUCUCCUCUUCCCUUCCCAAUCCUCUUUUCCCUACUUCUUAUUCAUUCACUCAUAGUUUUUCCCGCCGGAUUUUAUACCGGAAAAUGACUUGUACCGUCGGAAACUCUUCUUCUUCUCCGACCAUCAGAACUGUCACCAUCUCUUAUCCUGAACUCAUAGAUAAAAAUGCGGAUUUAUCGAUGAAGAUUGAACAAGGUUUUGGACCUAAUGGAUUGGGAAUUCUAUCGAUUUCAAAUGUACCUGAACUUCCCUCACUGCGUCAAAAUCUCCUGCGUCUUGCUCCUAGGUUAGCAAGCCUACCUGAAGAGGUGAAGAAGGAACUUGAAGAUCCUCACAGCCGGUAUAACUUUGGGUGGAGUCAUGGGAAAGAGAAGCUAGAAUCUGGCAAACCUGAUAUGAUGAAAGGCUCUUAUUAUGCAAAUCCAGUGUUAGACAGACCCACAGAAGAUGAUUCCCUUAUCCAGCGGUAUCCAUCCUAUUGUCAGGAAAAUAUAUGGCCUGGUGAUGCAUUGCCAGAAGUUGAACCUGCUUUUAAAGCCCUUGGGAAGCUGAUGGUGGAUGUUGGCUUGAUUUUGGCGUAUCAUUGCGAUCGAUAUGUAUCCAGGUGCAUGACGGUGAAGGAUGAUGAAGGCCUUGAACAGAUACUUUUGCGUUCUCGGUGUCACAAAGGUCGUCUUCUAUAUUAUUUUCCAGAGCAGAAAAGCAGUGAAUGCCUACAAGAAGCCGACAACAUUUCUUCAUGGUGUGGAUGGCAUACAGACCAUGGUUCUCUCACAGGUCUCACCUGUGGAAUGUUUACGAAAAAUGCCGUUGAAAUACCUUGCCCUGAUAAAACUGCUGGUCUAUAUAUCAAAACACGAGCCGGUCAGAUUGUGAAGGUUGUCUUUGGGGAAGAUGAGAUAGCUUACCAAAUUGGUGAAACAACUGAAAUACUUUCCAGAGGUAGUCUAUGUGCAACACCUCAUUGUGUACGGGCACCUAAAGGAGAUAACACCCUGGGUGUGGAUCGUUCUACUUUUGCAAUGUUCAUGCAACCGGAUUGGGACGAGAAUCUAAAAUUUCCUGAAGAGGUGCAUCUUCACAAAGAGUUAAUUCCACCGAAUGGAACGUUAACGUUUGGAGAGUAUUCUGAGAAGCUCCUCGACAAAUAUUAUCACCAAAAAUCAUAAGCAAGCAGUCUCAUGAACAAGAAAAAUGACAGUGAUAGUUCUUGUACAUGCUAGAAACACUAUGCUAAGUCUCAUAUUUGAUUCUGUUACGUGUAAAUGUCAAAUAAAUUCAGUUAGUAGUCAUUACAAUCAGCUGCACCAAAAAAAUAAACAAACCCCAGUUGCCUUCGAGAUGGUGGGCUCAUUUAGCAUUUAAGCCCAUAAACAGGUGAAAUGACAAAUUUUAUUUAAACUAAAAUUCUGUAUUCAUGUUGGCAAUUGAAGACUUAAGAAAGAUAUGUGGCUUCAUAUA